This is a messenger RNA of Dacryopinax primogenitus, 529 nucleotides long. RefSeq names its product NDUFA12-domain-containing protein. The record is from RefSeq and is a predicted model, not a curated record. The coding region runs from base 32 to 469 and encodes 145 amino acids. The transcript has 4 exons. Gene Ontology annotation, cellular component: membrane. Lineage: Eukaryota; Fungi; Basidiomycota; Dacrymycetes; Dacrymycetales; Dacrymycetaceae. Gene Ontology annotation, biological process: mitochondrial respiratory chain complex I assembly; response to oxidative stress.
ACGUCGACACACCGCGCUCUCGCAGUGCAAGAUGUCCAACUCUCUCUGGCGGUACGUCAAGAAUGUGCAGAAAAUGGGGUUUAAGAACUACGUGCGGGCAAUGUGGUACAUCGGGGAUGCGAAGGGUGGCAAGUUUGUAGGGGAGGAUCAGUUUGGGAAUAAGUACUACGAGAACUUGAACCCCGAGGAGGAGACACCCGGUCGGCAGCGGUGGGUUGACUACACCCAACACAACUUCGACGCCUCCCAACUGCCUCCUGAGUGGCAUGCAUGGAUGCAUCAUAUCCGCAAGGACCCCCCAUCGAGCGACUUCCAGAUGCUCCAGGCCAGCAGGCCGAAAUGGAUCGGACCAUUCCGGGAGAACCUCAGCGGUACCAGAGGUGCAUUCAAGACGUACAGUACGACGCAGCCGAAGUUCCAUGCGUGGGAUCCGAAAGUAAGCCAGCGAGCGCCGUCUGCAAGUGCGUGAACCUCGCGAGCAACGUCUUAAUUCUAUAUCCAAAUGUACAAAAUGCAAAAUAUUGCUACA